This is a messenger RNA of Miscanthus lutarioriparius, 495 nucleotides long. Lineage: Eukaryota; Viridiplantae; Streptophyta; Magnoliopsida; Poales; Poaceae. The record is from the annotation of a GenBank genome assembly.
AUGGCGACGACGGCCGCGGGGUACGGCUUCUGCUCGGCGGGGCUGCGGCCCUCCGCGUUGUGGCCGGGGAUCUUCUCGACCCGCCGGAAGCCUCCCCCUCCUCCUCGGGUGUCACUUGCCGCUUCCUCCUCGAAGUUCAGGGCGCCGGCACCGCGGUUGGCAGUUUCGUACCGUCCAAGGAGGCUCGUUGUCUCUGCUUCCUCCUCCGACGAGGCCAAUUCGGACGCGGUGCCGUCGCCAACGGAAGCCACUAUUGAUAUAAAGCUUCCUAGAAGAAGCUUGCUUGUUCAAUUUACAUGCAAUGCAUGUGGUGAAAGGACCAAACGCUUGAUAAACAGAGUAGCCUAUGAAAGAGGGACAGUUUUUCUUCAGUGUGCAGGGUGCCAGGUGUACCACAAGUUUGUUGAUAAUCUUGGUCUUGUUGUUGAAUAUGAUCUACGAGAAGAAAACAAGGCACAAGGAGAAAAUGCUGUGAACAGCAACUCUGAAGAUUGA